Oryzias latipes (Japanese medaka) is the source of this 1845-nucleotide messenger RNA. It is a transcript of the gene meiob, whose product is annotated as meiosis specific with OB-fold. Gene Ontology annotation, biological process: resolution of meiotic recombination intermediates. The record is from RefSeq and is a predicted model, not a curated record. Gene Ontology annotation, molecular function: single-stranded DNA 3'-5' DNA exonuclease activity; single-stranded DNA binding. Lineage: Eukaryota; Metazoa; Chordata; Actinopteri; Beloniformes; Adrianichthyidae.
UUUUUGUCCGUGUAAGUCAUUUGUCCGACGACUUUGAAGGCAACGCGUGUUACGCUUUAGCGCGAAGAAUUCUUGUGACCGAAGCAGGACUGACAUAACGAAAUGGCAUCUCACAGCUACAUUUCCAUCUCUGAGCUCCACCCCAGCUUUUCUCAUCCUAACGUUUUUGGCAUUGUCAUCGCAAAGACUGAUGUCAGAAGCUUCCCAAGCAGAAAAAAUUCUGAUGUUGAGCGAUUCACCUUUGGCUUCACCAUAAAAGACUCUCCUGACUUCUUCAUAAAUGUGUCCGCCUGGGGAAAUCAAGGAUACAUUAACAGUCUUGCCGAUAACUUCAGGAUUGGUGAUUGCGUCACCGUUGAAAAUCCUUUAGUUUCCAGCAAAGACCCAGAGAAAGACAAGUUCUGCCCGGCAACACCAAGCCCGUACAGGCUGCUGGUGGUCGAGCCUCAUUCCCGGGUGUUGCUGUGCACGGACAUGGACACGGUCGACAGGCUGCUGCCGCUGAUGCACCUGCCUGCGAAGGACUCGGCCGAUUUCUACUCUCUGGGAGACAUUGUGGCCAACGGGCAAAAGCUGGAUGGUGCCGCGAUUAAUAUACUGGCAGCUGUGAAGACGAUGGGGGAAAGCAGACAGUUCACCACCUCAGACGGACGGCGAGGACAGAGGCUGGAAGUGAAGCUCUUCGAUGACGCCGUGUCCGGCUUCCCUCUGGUCUGCUGGGAGAAGGAGAGCAUUCAGCUUCUGCAGACGCUGAUUCCCAGGGAGGCGGUGCUCUUCGUUGCCGAUGCAAAGAUCAGCUUUGACAGCUUUCGUGGCGGCAUGGUGGCAACCGUCACCUCCAAAAGCGUCAUCACUGUCAACCCCGACACACGAGAGGCCGGCCUGCUGUUCAGCUUCGCCAAGCAGAUGUCCGAGUCCGGAGCUCUGGACCACGACGAGGCGGCCGAGGAUCUGCCCGUGGACUCCAUCACUGACGUUUACACCGUCAACCAGCUGAAGUUGAAGGCCAAGGAGCAACCGGAGACUUUCUUCGGCCUGACUUACAGCUUCAUCUCCAAGCUGGACCUGGACUCCUCUGCCUCUAAAGUCAUCAAGACCCGCUGCUCUAAAUGUAGGUUCCUGCUGACGGCGGACAUGCAGAGCUGCGGUAACCAGCUGUGUCCGGGCGGGGAGCAGCCGUUCUCAGGCACCACAGGCUUCGACCUGCUGGUGGACCUGACCGACCACACCGGCACGCUGCAGGCCUGCAGCCUCCGGGGCGCCACGGCGGAGCAGACGCUCGGCUGCUCGACGGACGAGUUCAUCCGUCUGACCGAUGAUCAGCGCACCGCUCUCAAGUGGAAGUUUCUUCUGGAAAGAUGCAAAAUAUACCUGAAGAUCCUUCCCUCUGCGAGAACGAAAAGCGGCAUCAGGGGGGUGAUCCUGGCCUGCUCUCCGGCCGACCCAGGAGAGGUGAAGCAGCAUAUGUCGGCUGUUCUGCAGCAGCUUUGAACCAGCAAUGCGAAGUCUGUUCUAUUUACAUUUGUUCUGCGCUAAUUACAAUGUAAACAGAUGCUUCAACUGUUAUUUAUUUAUUUAUUCUUAUUUAUUUAACUUAUUGAUAUAAAUUGAUUUAUUUAAAAAAAGGCGUUAAAUUGUUCCUGUUUAAUAAAGUUGUGUUUUGAAAAAAAAUUCUGAUUUAUUAUCACAAAAUACAAUUAAAAAAGAAAAAAAAAACAAAAGCAACUGUUAUAAAAAAAAGUAUAUUUAAAAUAAAAAGAAUGAUGUAGAUUUUAUGUAGCGACAAUAAAUGCUUUAUUUAAAGCAAUUUUAACCAUAAAAAAAGAAAAAUAUGUAUUAAAAUUU